This is a messenger RNA of Diachasmimorpha longicaudata, 954 nucleotides long. RefSeq names its product Actin-related protein 2/3 complex, subunit 4 (gene Arpc4). NCBI's taxonomy places the organism in Eukaryota, Metazoa, Arthropoda, Insecta, Hymenoptera, Braconidae. Gene Ontology annotation, biological process: Arp2/3 complex-mediated actin nucleation; actin filament polymerization. Gene Ontology annotation, molecular function: actin filament binding. Bases 150 to 692 code for a protein of 180 amino acids. The record is from RefSeq and is a predicted model, not a curated record. Gene Ontology annotation, cellular component: actin cytoskeleton; Arp2/3 protein complex. The transcript is spliced from 4 exons.
GAGUGAAUAAUCGGGCCAAGCCCUGCUUCGUGUGCAUUCAUAUAAGUCAAUCAACUGAUGGUGAUGACAAUUUUUUUUUAUUCAUAAUACACAUCAUAAUUGGUGAAAAAUUUGAUAAACAAGUUUAAAUUAUCUGGUGGGUGAAUAAAAUGGUAAGUCCGUGGUCGGAUUACCGGCAGAUCAAAGAGUCAGGCACCCUCAAGCCUUAUCUUACAGCGGUUAGACGUACAUUAACCGCUGCUAUGUGCAUGGAGAAUUUUCAAUCUCAAGUUGUUGAAAAACAUAACAAACCGGAAAUUGAGGUUGGAAUUAGUAAAGAAUUAUUAUUGACUCCAGUUAUCAUAAGUAGAAAUGAUAAAGAAAAAGUCCUAAUUGAGUCUAGCAUCAACAGUAUGAGAAUAAGCAUAGCUGUUAAACAAGUUGAUGAUUUGGAAAAAAUUCUCUGCCACAAAUUCACAAGAUUUAUGAUGAUGAGAGCUGAAAAUUUUGCAAUUCUGCGACGUGUACCAAUCAAGGGUUAUGAUAUCAGUUUCCUCAUUACAAAUAUUCAUGUGGAGCAAAUGUAUAAACACAAAAUAGUUGAUUUUGUUAUACAUUUCAUGGAAGAAAUUGAUAGAGAAAUCAGUGAAAUGAAAUUGUCAAUGAAUGCGAGAGCUCGCAUUUGUGCCGAGGAGUUUUUGAAAAGGUUCUAGAUUAGAGAACCUAUUGGAAAAAGUCCCAGUCGUUGGAGUCUGAAUGACUGCAUUAUCGAACAUCAAAGGCGGUAUCAGUAUCAAUUCUACAAUAAUUUUCACUCUAAAAAAUUGUAUUUUUCUUUUUUCUUCUCAAUGGAAGCAAUGUUCAAACCUUUCAUUCCUUAACAAUUAUUUAUACAUAAGUAUGUUUAACUCCAUUAGAAAUCGUAGCCAUUUUCUGUAAAUCUAAAUAUAUAUAUAUAUAUAUAUAUAUAUAUAA